AAGGCCAUGAGCGUCUCUCAGCGCGUCGAUGAGUGAAGCACAAGCUGGAGUCCUGAGCAUCAGCGGUCCACAGCAACAGUAAGGCGGUCCCUUCUCCUUCCUGAAGCUCCUCCUGGCCGGAGGAAGUGGGCUUUCUGGAUGUCAGCUGCUGAGUGUGAAGGCAGAUCCGCCAUCCUCUCCUCGGCGGCGCAGCACCAUCUGGUCGGCAGCUGAAACCCGUUAGGAACUUCCUGCUCUGCGCCGCGGCUCCAGGACGGUGGAGGAUCGGCCGACGCUCGUUUUCCACUAUGAACCGCGCUUUCAACAGGAAGAAAGACAAGUCGUGGAUGCACACCCCAGAGGCUCUGGCCAAGCACUACAUUCCCUACAAUGCCAAGUUUCUGGGAAACACGGAGGUGGAGGCCCCGAAAGGCACCGAAGUCGUGAAGGAUGCAGUGAGGAAGCUGAAGUUUCAGAGGCACAUCAAGAAGUCGGAGGGCCAGAAGAUUCCCAAAGUGGAGCUUCAGAUCUCCAUCUACGGAGUCAAGAUCCUGGACCCCAAAACCAAGGAUGUGCAGCAUAACUGUCAGCUGCACCGGAUAUCCUUCUGCGCCGACGACAAGACGGACAAACGGAUAUUCACCUUCAUCUGCAAAGACUCGGAGUCCAACAAACACCUCUGCUACGUGUUCGACAGUGAAAAAUGUGCGGAGGAGAUCACCCUCACCAUCGGCCAGGCCUUCGACUUGGCCUACAAGAAGUUUCUGGAGUCUGGAGGGAAAGACGUGGAGACGAGGAAGCAGAUCGGCGGGCUGCAGAAGAGAAUUCAGGAACUGGAAACGGAAAACGCUGAGCUGAAGAAACAACUGCAGGAGCUGGAGGAGCAACUGAUGAUCGCUCAUGUGCCACCACCGCCGGACGCGGCGGGCGAAUCCUUCCUGCUGCACAGGCCGUCCUCUCUCUUCUGGUUUCACAGCGUGUCGUCGCUGUCCUGUCUGGAGAUUUCCUCCGUCACGCUAACGCCCAUGAGCUCGCCGGACUCCAGCGUCUCCGCGGGGAUGCUAACCCCUCCGCCUGCUAAACACGCUCUUCCUCUUCCUCCUCUUCUUCCUCCUAAAGCCGGCGAGGCCUGCAGCAUCCCGCGGCCUCGUGCGGGGAGCGUCUCUGUGAAGCUGCAGUCCACGGACGUUUUCGACAUGGUUCCCUUCUCCACGGUGACGCCGCUGGUUCCCAGCAGGGCCAGUAAUGGCUGCCCUCCGCCGCCGCCAACCUCCCUGCCGCCCGACAUGAGUGAGCCAACAGAACCGCUCGGGUUUGGUGGAAGCGAGGGAAGCGGGUUGACUGUGGUUCUGUCUGCAGGUAAAGAUUUGUUCGGAGCGGAACCGUUUGACCCGUUCACCUGCGGCGCGGCCGACUUCCCUCCAGAUAUCCAGUCGAAGCUCGAUGAGAUGCAGGAGGGGUUCAAAAUGGGACUGACCAUGGAGGGCACCGUCUUCUCUCUGGACCCGCUGGACGGCCGCUGCUGAUGCCAACAAAACUUUUAACUCGUUUGUAUGGAAAAAGUGCCAAUAUCCACUCCAUGAUUGAGAUGUCACAGCCGCCAUCUUGGGGUUUAUAUGCAUUUGCAUUUUGAUUGGUUUUUCAAUAUUUCAGUGUAAACUUGGAUGUGUUAAUGUAAAGAGCUAUUUUUGUAUGAACUGAGAAGAUUCUGGAAGGAGACGUUUCGCGUACCUUUGCUGUAAAUAGUCUGAGAUGUCCGAUGGUACACUCUGUGGCAGAGUUUUCAUAUCUGUGUGAAUUCUGUGUUGGUGACACAUUCCUGUUCUAUGGAGAACAAAAGCUGACAAACAUUAAGUGUUCCAUUAACGCCAACCUUCUGCUUCACUGAAUGGUUUACCUCAGAUUAUUCCUUUUUAUAUAGAUUAUUACUCCAGCCAUAACUUUUUAACCCACUACUCUUCUUUUUUUUUACAUUUUCCACUUUUAAUUCCCCCCAAACUCUGUAAUCAUUGUAUUUUUCUUCCCCUAUGUUUUCCGAGUCCAUACGGAAAUAUUUCUGUUAUUUACUUUUGGUUACUUUGCAGUUAUUAAAGAAACUCCUUCUGGGGAAAAAACA
Messenger RNA from Xiphophorus maculatus (southern platyfish), 2095 nucleotides. It is a transcript of the gene gulp1a, whose product is annotated as GULP, engulfment adaptor PTB domain containing 1. Bases 288 to 1505 code for a protein of 405 amino acids. The record is from RefSeq and is a predicted model, not a curated record. NCBI's taxonomy places the organism in Eukaryota, Metazoa, Chordata, Actinopteri, Cyprinodontiformes, Poeciliidae. The transcript has 12 exons.